Sclerotinia sclerotiorum 1980 UF-70 is the source of this 1020-nucleotide messenger RNA. RefSeq lists its product with no specific name. Bases 1 to 1020 code for a protein of 339 amino acids. The record is from RefSeq and is a predicted model, not a curated record. Lineage: Eukaryota; Fungi; Ascomycota; Leotiomycetes; Helotiales; Sclerotiniaceae. The transcript has 6 exons.
AUGUCGUGGAUGAACAACCGUUAUAGUCCUGCUGCCGAGCGUAAUGGCGUAAUCCCAGUUGAUUUCAAGUUCAAAUGUCGUCAUUGCAAAAUCUUCAAGACGCAAGAUUGCUUCUCAAAAAACGAGAUUGCUCCUUACAAACAUCAACUUUCUCAUAAUCCGGGUAUGAAACCAAAUGCAGUACAGCCACUUCUACGAUGCCGUGGCUGCAAGGGUGGGCAAUUGACUGAGCUUCAAUGCGAGGGUCCAUGUUCUAAGUAUAAGCCCUUGGAUCAGUUUAGCAAGGCACAGAGAUCUAGGGGAAACAAGUGGUGUAUGGAAUGUGUGCAGUGGAAAGAAGGUCAUCACCCCGAGGUCGACCUUACACCUGCUCCAGGUACCGAGCCACAGGAGUUCGUCACAACCACUGGUGCAUCUGAGCAAACAACAGGCUCUUCUUAUGCUGCAAGCAUAGCAUUGUCCCAAAGUGUAUCCUCCCUUGCCAUUGGCAAUCACUCCAAUGGCUCACAGCUUACCCCGCAUCUACGAGCAAUUGCUAGUAGCCGGAUCGAGAACCGCUCACAAUCAUCUAUGAGCAACCCAUUCGAAGGUGCUCGCACGGCGGAUAUGCCUGUCGGCUCUGAUGCAUGGUCGACACGCGAUUCUAGACGCCGGGCUGGUCCACCUAUUCGAUACAAUGCAUAUGAUGCCCAUGGAGUACGCCACUCUCAAGAGAGAUCAAUGACAUUGACAUCACGAGCUACUUCAACUAUCGGCCCAUCGAGUGUAGCUUCCUUUACCAGCGGUCGUACUUCUCCUUCUGCCUCUGGUAGUCGUCCAGCCGUCACUGCUUCUCUUCCAGCACCAUCACCAGUUCCGCAACCGGUCCGUGUGAUCACCAACCCAUCUACUGGCUGGGCUAAACCUAUUGGAAAACGUACACAACAACCAACUAAUCUAGGUGCCGUCACCGAGUGGGCUCCCGAAUCCAAUGAGGUUUACCGUAGGUCCGCCUACGACUCCAGCGACGAUGAAAUGUAG